Varroa destructor (honeybee mite) is the source of this 3593-nucleotide messenger RNA. RefSeq names its product eukaryotic translation initiation factor 2B subunit delta (gene eIF2Bdelta). The record is from RefSeq and is a predicted model, not a curated record. NCBI's taxonomy places the organism in Eukaryota, Metazoa, Arthropoda, Arachnida, Mesostigmata, Varroidae.
AAGUCUGUAUACAGAAAAAAUAGCACUAUUGAGCCUCACUAUAUGCGAACAGACUAUUCGAACACUGUAGCGAGAUCAUAUCUUGCAAUUUGCGUAAGAGACAAUUGUUUCUUUUUAGUGUUUCUCCACUAUUUUGUCUACCGCGCGAAUGACGUUCCAUCGUGUGACUUGGGAGUGAGUGUUCAUGCACAAAAAUUUUUUGUUUUUUGAAAACUCAGUUUCCUCUCUCUUUCGUGGCUGCACAACUAAUGCGCAUCUGCUAUGGUGAUAGUGUGACUCGGCCGUUUGAAUCAAAUUUUUAUCUUAAACUUGGUGAGGGAUUUCCUCUCGUACGGACUUGCUCGACGUCAAAGGGCGUAUAGCUAAUCACCGCCGUUAAUGAAUGCAGCGUCAACAAUGAACGCCGCUUUGCAGCGUGGGGCGCCUAUAAAUAAAAACAACGGAGGAAAAAAAAAGAAAAAGAAGAGCAAGAACAACAAGAAAAACGGCCAGGCGGCUUUGUCGAUAUCUGAAUCGGUCUUAUCGGCAGAAGACACAAUUGGAAUAAACUCGACAUUCGCUCCUACGUUGAAGGAGACAACGCCAGCUCGCAUACCCGAAGUGUCAAUUAUACCCUUAAACGCGACUAGGACCAACUCUUUUGCGCCGACUGUGUCUGCUAUAGAUUCCUCGGCCUCGACCACCGUGGUAACGUCGCAAAAAGCUGGAGGAGACGAAGCAUCAAAGAAGAAGAAAAAACGGAAGAAGAAAAAGAAGAAAACUGCUAGUGAUGCGAAAUCAUCGGGCGCAGGCGAUGCAAAAGCAGAUGGACCAGCAGUUACCGUGAUUCCAUUAAAUAAAGAUCCAGGUGCAAUACCUGCACACCUUAAUCCUGCUGUUGCGAUAUCACAAAGAGCCGGCUCUCAAGGACCAAAGGUAAUUGAGUGCUCUCCGGUGGUAACUCUGAUCGGUACGAACAAGAAAGCCAAAGGUCACGGAGCUUUGUAUAAUCCGCCGAAUCCACUAAAGGUUCACACACCAGCCAUUGACGAGGAGCCACUCUCUAACGAACAGGUGCAGACGAUCGGUGGUGGCUUCAGAUUUCCUUCUUCGUUGCAGCCGGUGUUCGAAACUCCGGAAAGUAUUGCCGUGAACACCGGCGUUGUCUUGAAUCAAGAGACAAGCGGAGUCCUCACGAUUGUUCCCGUCCGGCAGGAAGGGGAGAAGAAGCGCCGCAAUCGUAAUAAGAUCCUCCCGCCCUGCUGUGAACUUCGUGGUAGUUCGGGCCUUGAGGUUGUCUGUCCGCAUUCGAAUAAGCCCAUCCCCAACUACAACUUCAUCGUGAAUGAGGACAGGGAGAAAUCGCGCCAGUUGCAGGAAACACAGGAGUCACUUCAGCACAUAGAUGAUCCGGAAGUGUUGGAUUCUCUGGCGAGCAUUGACCACUCCGUCACGAUAAAGUUAGUCGGAGGAAGGGACGCCCCACAGACAACGGUGCACCGGCAAGGUGACAAAAAUACGACAAUCCUAGUUCAGGCCGCGGACGCUAUGAAAAAAAACGUUCCUAACAACAACAGUGGAGCGGUGGAGCAGCCGACCGUCAAUAAUACUCCGCCUGGAGAUGCUGAUAAGGCUAAAAAAGCUAGGUUGAAAGCCGAACGAAAAGCAGCAUUUGAGGCAAAGCGUGCAGCAGAGUUAGCUGCAACCGGAGAUGAUGGGAAGGAAAACAAGAAGGACUUAAGUAAAGCCCAAAGAAGAGCGAUUCAGGAGGCCCAGCGGGCCAAAAAAGCUCAGGCAAAGGAAGCAUCAAAAGGAGGUGAAGUUAAGACGGCGGAAAACAGGGCAGCAGUGCCACCAACAAGCAAAACACGAACGCGAAACGAAAAUAGUUUGGCUGCUGACAAGAAAAAGGAAUUAAAUUCUAGCAAGAAAGUUUCAUUUGCUGACAUACCAUCUGCAACAACUCCGUUUGUGCACAUGCAUACACGGGGCGAGAGCAUAAACAAACUGAGCAAGUACAGCAAAGAUUUGUCGCUGCAUCCUGCGAUGCUUCAACUUGGCUAUCAAAUCGCAGAGGGCCGGAUCGUGGAUGCCGACAAUCGGUGUACGGCUAUGCUUGAAGCUCUACAAAAGCUUGUAGAAGAUUUUGGCACUAGGAAGGAUCAGGAGAAAAAAGAUAUUCGCCAGCUUUCCAAAGAAUUAGGUUCUCAGAUGGACAAAAACAUCGAGUUUCUGGAACACUGUCGACCGCUGUCUGUGUCCAUGUUAAAUGCGCUAUCAUACGUCAAGACGACAAUGGGCGAAGAGUGCACAGAUAUGCGCACCGCUUCUGAAUUCGCCACGAAUAUCAAGGAAACGAUAAUUAGAUUUGUGGAGGUUGAAAUUGGCCUGGCCAGAAGGGCCAUCGUGGCCAACGCCAAGGAUAAGAUCACGGAUGGUGAUGUGGUACUUAUAUACGCUAGUUCGACAUUAAUCAGUGAAAUUCUGCUAGCAUGUCAUGAAGAAGGAAAACAGUUUUCAGUUGUAGUCGUCGACUCACGGCCGCGUCUAGAAGGACGUGAGACUUUGCGUUUGCUUUGCAAGGAGGGCAUCCGGUGUAAAUACAUUUUCAUCAACUCCGUGUCAUAUAUCAUGAAGGAGGUUACAAAAGUUCUACUAAGUGCUGACACCCUUCUUGCCAACGGGUACGUAGCCUCGAAGAUCGGCAGUUCGCAAAUUGCCAUGAUCGCCACUACAUUCAAUGUACCUGUGUUAGUGUGUUGUGAAACCUACAAAUUCUCCGAUAAGGUGCUCGCGGACCCUUUCGUCGACAAUGAGCUUGGCUCCACCGACGAUUUUCUACUCAACCUAUCUGAAGAAAGACGUAUUUCGUUGCGCAACGACUUGCCCUCACGAGUAAGUCUCGUCGACCUCACAUACGACAUUACGCCGCCGGAGUUUGUCACAGUGGUGGUUACUGAACGAGGUUCGCUCCCUUGCACGUCCGUUCCUGUGGUGUUAAGAGUGAGGCAAAACGUGCUUCAAUAAAUGCUUGCAGAUCGAGAGUUGGUGGCAAUUGGUCAGGUUUUGUUUUUGGGUUGAUAUAAUGUGAAUGUGUCCGAUAUAGAGCGAAAACAUUAGAGAUGUCACACAUUUAAUAUCUAAAUACAGUUUCAGCAUCAACAGGCUGAUACCCUAAGAAGGCAUGUAAAUAUGAAUGUUUCAAAAAAAUCAAACAAAAUAAUCAUUAAACUAAUCAGCAGACGAAUACGUCAAAAGUACGUACACAGAUUUACGGGAUGCAAUGAAAUGUUUAUGCCACAGUCAUCGGUACACAAGUCCUUGCAUUAACGACGGUAACUCCUUGUUGUACAGUUGAAUUUAGUUAGACAUCCAAAAAAAAAAAGGAUUAGCAGUGAAACAAAUUGAUACCGUGCUCGAUAUUUGGACAGACAAUGCUAGUGAUAUAGACGGUAGAUAUUUAAUAAAAACGAUACGAAGAUAUUCGUGGAACGAACUGUGUGUCCUGCGACAAAACCCAUUCGCGUCCACUGUAUUUCAUGUCUCAAAAAGGUUGUUAUUGAUACAGCUCUAUAAUUACAUAAAGAUAAUAAAAAUGGACAUAGUUGUGCUAA